Molecule: messenger RNA, 882 nt
Organism: Radiomyces spectabilis
Lineage: Eukaryota; Fungi; Mucoromycota; Mucoromycetes; Mucorales; Radiomycetaceae
Product: RmlC-like cupin domain-containing protein
Exons: 2
Coding region: 1-882 (293 amino acids)
Source: RefSeq, a predicted model, not a curated record
AUGGCCAGAAUUGCAAGAAACAUUGCCAGAUCCGUUCUUUCCCGUGAACAAAUGGAUGGUGAAGGUGCUAGAGUAUAUCGCAGCAUCGGUAGCCACGCUUUACGCAACCUCGAUCCCUUUUUAAUGCUCGAUGAAUUCGAUGUUAAGGCACCUGCAGGUUUUCCCGAUCAUCCUCAUCGCGGAUUUGAAACAGUGACAUAUAUGCUGGAGGGCGAGUUUAUGCACGAAGACUUUAAAGGACACAAAGGCCGUAUUGGUCCCGGUGAUCUUCAAUGGAUGUCUGCAGCCAAGGGUAUUGUACAUGCCGAGAUCCCCGCCAACGACAGUCGAGCACACGGUCUGCAAUUGUGGGUAAACCUUGCCGCCAAGGAUAAAAUGGCCGAACCAAACUAUCAAGAAUUACCAAAGGAAAAGGUCGUCCACGUGUCGCCCGAGCCAGGUGUCGACGUGAAUGUCAUUGCGGGCGAGUCCCACGGUGCGCAGAGUCCAGUGUUGACACGCACUCCCACCAUGUUUAUCGAUGUGAAGAUGAGAAAGGGGAAGACGUUUGAACAGCAGAUUCCAACCGACUAUGCAGGAUUUAUCUACACUAUUUCUGGCUCCGCGAACUUUGGUGGCAGCAAACACAUAUCCGAGGCACAUCAUACUCUGGUACUGAGUGAGAACCAAGGCGACCAUAUCCCCGUGGAAUCCCUUUCCGAUGAUUGCCAUUUCGUCAUUAUUGCAGGAAGACCUAUCAGAGAACCCAUUGUCCAAUAUGGCCCCUUUGUCAUGAACACACAGCAAGAAAUCUACCAGGCUUUCGCCGACUAUGACCGUGGACGUAAUGGAUUCGAAGGAGCACGUGAAUGGCAGUCUUCUAUUAGAGACAAAUGGCAUUAA